This is a messenger RNA of Penicillium pulvis, 2271 nucleotides long. Its product is annotated as threonine/serine exporter family protein. Lineage: Eukaryota; Fungi; Ascomycota; Eurotiomycetes; Eurotiales; Aspergillaceae. Gene Ontology annotation, biological process: transmembrane transport. The transcript has a single exon. The coding region runs from base 1 to 2271 and encodes 756 amino acids. Gene Ontology annotation, molecular function: transmembrane transporter activity. The record is from RefSeq and is a predicted model, not a curated record.
AUGCCCGAGCUAUCCGAUCCCCAGGAGAAAGCUCCUUCGUCCCCUCACCAACCUUCCUUGGACUCCACACAAGGCGAUGAGGAAAGUUCUACAACCCACGCCGAUAUCCCCCAAAUCGCCAUUCGCGAUGAAGUUAGUGAACAACCAAGUACAUCGAGCUUCAGUCAACGAUGGAGAACCGCCAGUCAACGCAUCAGAAAUCGAAGCCAAACAAUAGCCGAGCGGCUGGGCCGCCCUCAUGAACGAGAGGAAGAUGGGUUGGAAGGCGCAGGCUUCUCCACGGAGUACUUCGGAGCAACUGACGACCUCCGAAGUUUCGCUGCUCGCCAAGCCAACGACGAGGAGGAACGAUUACAUUCUCAUGAUCACGAUGCCCAGGCUCAACUAUUGGUCCGGCAUCUCGGUUUACCGGGGAGUCACCAUCAUCGACGAAAUGCAUCAUCGGAAGUCCCGUCGGGCACGACAACCCCCGGAGAUAUGGGUGAAUCGACUCCAUUGAACGGGAGUGUGCUUUCGCAUUUGCUGCGCGUCUAUGCCAAUAAUCUGGAGAGUGCCAGCAGGAUGAGUGUUGCGACAACUUCGUUUGAAACAGAUCCUGAGACGGAGACUCUUCCGUCGAAAACGCCGGGUACGUCUACACCCGGUGGGACACCCGGUGGGACGCCGCCGCCGGGAAAGAAAGAAAAGAUCAAGUGGUAUAACAACGGAGAGGCGGGUGAAGCAGGUAGCAAGAAUGGCAGCAAAUUCAAUCUGCCCAAUCUGCCGUUGAAGCCUCCGAUGAAGAAGAGGGAAUCGAGUCAUGCUUAUACAUCCUCGCUGAUCUCGGCUUCGAUGGGUAUGGGUCGGGUUGGAGUACCCGGGGCCGAAGGGCCGGCACCUAUGAACCCUAAGGAGAGAAAGAAGCAGAAGCGGAAGAGCCAUAAGAAUGUUAAGCUGACGGUACAUAUUGCUGCUAUCUUGGCGCGGCAACAGUAUAUUAUGCAGCUGUGCCGUGCGUUGAUGAAAUAUGGUGCGCCGACUCAUCGAUUGGAGGAGUAUAUGAUGAUGACUUCCAACGUGCUGGAAGUCAAUGCUCAGUUUAUGUACAUUCCUGGUUGUAUGUUCAUGUCUUUCGAUGAUCCGCUCACCCGCACUGCUGAGGUGAAGAUUAUUCGCGUCACCCAGGGACUGGAUCUCUCUCGCCUAGCCGAAACACAUAACGUGUACAAAAAUGUGGUGCACGAUAUUGUCAGCGUGGACCAAGCCACACAAGACCUUGACGCGAUUAUGCAGCGCAAGCCACGAUAUGGACCGUGGACGCGCGUUCUCCUAACUGGCCUGGCUAGUGUUGCGGUUGGUCCAUACUCAUUCUCUGCCCGCCCAAUCGAUCUUCCCAUCAUCUUCCUUCUGGGCUGCAUUGUGGGAGUUAUGCAGCAUAUCUUGGCUCCAUCAUCAGCUACCUAUUCAAAUGUGCUGGAGGUGUCCGCAGCCAUCUUGACUUCGUUCCUCUCGCGUGCAUUCGGAAGUAUCCAGCAUAACGGCGAACGGGUAUUCUGUUUUGCCGCGAUGGCGGAAUCCUCCAUCGCCAUGCUUCUUCCCGGCUUCGCUGUGCUGAGUAGUAGUCUGGAACUGCAAUCACAUCAGAUGAACGCUGGCUCAAUUCGCUUGGUCUACACCAUCAUCUACUCCCUCUUCCUGGGAUACGGUGUCACAGUCGGCACCACGAUCUACGGACUGAUGGAUAGCAAUGCUACAACUCAGCAAACCUGUUCUGGUGCGGUUAACGACUGGGGCAACGAAUACAUCCAGCACUUCCCCUUCGUCGCACUCUUCUGUCUGUUCGCCGCCCUCCUCAACCAGGCCAAGCUCAAACAGCUGCCUGCGACAGUCUUCUUGGGUGUCUGCGGCUAUGUGACCAAUUACUUCAGUACGAAGAAGCUCGGCUCCAAUCAAGUUGCCAACACGGUCGGUGCUUUCACUAUUGGCUUGCUAGCCAAUUUGUACAGUCGUAUUUGGCAUGGUCACGCUGCCGCCGCUAUCAUCCCGGGUAUCUUCACUCUGGUGCCAUCCGGUCUAGCAUCUUCCGGAUCGAUUAUUUCCGGGUUGGAGUAUGCCGAGGAGGUCGCUAAUGGAACUGCCUCCAGCACGACCAGUUCCAGUAAUGAAACCUCGCUCCUUUCCCUAGGUUACGGAAUGAUCCAAACAGCCAUCGGCAUUUCAGUCGGUCUAUUCGUUGCUGCACUAAUCGUGUAUCCGCAAGGAAAGAAGCGCAGUGCCAUUUUUAGUCUAUAA